CUAAGGUCCCGAGUCAUAUUUCGUGAUUACAAACUGAAUCCCUCAUCCUUCUGUCAUCUAUAUAAAGUCUAUACAUACUUCCAUAAUACCCCGUUGAGCGUCUUACUUUGAUAUCGCCAAGCACCGAAUCCUCCUCACCGCCCUGAACACCACCAUAGGACGGGCCGGACUAAUCAAUUUACGACCCCGCACCCAACCCCGCAUUACUACUCCUGUACAUCGAACAAUGGCGACCAAGGAUUUAAUACCUGAGACUAGGGUUCUCACCAUAGCAAGCCAUGUCACCUAUGGAUAUGUCGGGAACACGAUGGCAGCCUUCGUGCUGCAAGCGCUGGGCUGUGAAGCCUCCGCCAUAAACACCGUGAACUUCAGCAACCAUACUGGAUAUCGACAGGUUAAAGGCACGAAAGCGACAGCGGCUGAUAUCGAAGAUUUAUACACAGGGCUUAAGAACUCGGGACUCGAUGACUUUGAUAUGAUGCUCUCGGGAUACAUACCCGGCAGGGAGGCGGUGGAAGUGGUUGGCACCAUCGCGCGGGAGUUGAAGACCAAGGCGGCUGAGAAGCCGGGGAGUUUCUUCUGGGUGCUCGAUCCGGUGAUGGGGGAUAAUGGGAAAUUAUAUGUUGCCGAGGAUGUCGUGUCGGCGUAUAAGAAGUUGGUGUAUGACGCGGAUUUGAUCAUGCCGAAUCAGUUUGAAGCAGAGUCUCUCUCCGGCAUCAGAAUCACAGACGUGGAAUCCCUAAAGAAAGCCAUCACCUCCAUGCACGAAAUCUACAAAGUCCCACACAUCCUCAUAACAUCCGUCAACCUCAGCGCGCCAGGCGAAGUCCCCUCUCUCUCGGUGGUAGGCAGCACGAAAACCUCCCUGGAUAAGCCGCGCAUCUUUCGCGCCCAAGUCCCUUCACUCGACUGCUUCUUCUGCGGCACGGGCGACAUGCUCGCUGCGCUUAUGGUUGUAAGGCUGCGUGAGGCAGUAUGUGCUGUUGAAGGGCUCGGACAGAAGGAGUCGUGGGUGAGUGGCGAUGAGGUGUCUGAGAUUGAAUUGCCGUUGGCGAGGGCUGUUGAAAGGGCGCUCGCGAGUAUGCAGGAGGUGCUGGCGCGGUCGCUGGUGAAGAGGGAUGAGGAGAUUGCGGCGUGGGAGGCGAAACAUGCGGUUAGUGGAGCUGGGGAUGGUGUUGAUGUUGAGAAGACGAGGCAUUUGAUGAGGACUAAGGCGGCGGAGGUGAGGCUUGUGAGGAACCUGGAGUGUUUGAAGCAUCCGGAGGUGAAGUAUCAGGCAGAGAAGAUUGAUAUUGUCGGGAAUUUGCCGAUUGGUGCGGUAUGAAGGGAGGUUUGGGGAGUAUACGAGAACACAGGUAGAGACCAGAACCGCACACCAUAACCACGGUUUAGAGCUAGAAACAGGAUUGGGAGUACUAAACAGAGACGAGCAAGAGAUAAUAAGGGACAGGUAGUUGAACCUAAUCUG
Messenger RNA from Pseudogymnoascus destructans, 1468 nucleotides. It is a transcript of the gene BUD16, whose product is annotated as Putative pyridoxal kinase. Lineage: Eukaryota; Fungi; Ascomycota; Leotiomycetes; Thelebolales; Thelebolaceae. Gene Ontology annotation, cellular component: cytosol. The transcript has 5 exons. Bases 227 to 1324 code for a protein of 365 amino acids. The record is from RefSeq and is a predicted model, not a curated record. Gene Ontology annotation, biological process: pyridoxal 5'-phosphate salvage. Gene Ontology annotation, molecular function: pyridoxal kinase activity.